Messenger RNA from Staurois parvus, 1793 nucleotides. The record is from the annotation of a GenBank genome assembly. Lineage: Eukaryota; Metazoa; Chordata; Amphibia; Anura; Ranidae.
GAGCUGAUGAGAGCAUGCUGGCAGUGGAAUCCGGCAGAUAGGCCCUCUUUUGCAGAGACACACCAGGCUUUUGAGACUAUGUUUCAUGAUCCAAUAUCAAUGAAGAGGUUGCUGAGGAACUGGGGCGCAAUGCUGCUGCCUCCACAUCCACGUCAUGUCAAAGUCGCCUCCCUAUGUUGCCCUCAAAAUGUCGCACGUUGAAAAAGAAAGCAGAGAACAAAGAGAACAUUGAAGGCACUGGGGAUUCAUCUGAUAACUCCACCUCCAGCACUACACCAGGAGUUCUUCGGGGAUCUCCUGUAGCCACUGGCUCUCCUGCCCUUCCCCGCAAGCAGAGGGAUAAAUCUCCAAGCAGUCUUUUGGGUGAUUCUAAAGAGACUACGUUUACACGUGAUCGGAAGGGUGGAUUCUUCAGUUCUUUCAUGAAGAAGAAAAGUGCUCCACAGCCUCCAAAACGCAGCAGCUCUUUCCGUGAAAUGGAGAACCAGCCUCAUAAAAGGCCAGAGCUAACUGGUGAACUAUCUGCUUUUCCACACCUUGAUGGCAUUGAUACUCCUGCUUCUCCUGGCUCUCACAAAAGCUAUGGAGGAGUAUCCCAACGCAGUUUUGCAGAAGACGCAAUAGCUGGAGUUGGUGGUGGAUGGACUGGAAUAUCUGGGUUCUUUACCCCACGUCUCAUCAAAAAGACAUUUGGGUUGCGGACAGGAAAAUCAGGGAGCAGUGAGGACCAGUCCAAACCUUUUCCGAGGUCCAAUUCCACAUCUUCGAUGAGUCCCAUUGUUCCCGAGCAGGACAGAAUGGCCAUGACCCUGCCCAGAAACUGCCAUCGGACUAAGGUCCAGUUGGACCGAGCUGCUUCAGUAUCUUCUCAACCAGAUGAGAACCAACAGGAGCUUCCUAGAACUGCAUUAGACAUAGCACCCCCUCAGCCAAGCAGGGACAGAGUAAAAUCUAAAAUGCUUCCGCGGACUGGAGGCAGUGAACGAAAUGGUGGUGUACGAACAGGUGCAGAUGAGAGGUCAUCACCCAGCAAACAGUCUGGUGCUGUUGCUUCCUCUUUCCCUGCAGCUGCCCACAACCACAAAGUGCCAGUUCUCAUCUCUCCGUCCCCGAGGAAUGCAUCUACAGAUAGCCAGCUGGUUGGAAUGGAUUCUUUAGGUCACACCUUUAAAUUGCUUCAGGAGCAUGUCACGCCAGCUGGCUGUGAGAAGGAUCGUCCUUCUCAUCGCCGACUAAAGCCAAAAUGCGCACCCCCUCCUCCACCAAAUCUGAGGUUCCUCCAGCAGCCGUCAGCUGACGACACAACCCCCUCUUCGUCUGCACAGCCAGUCCAUGAAAGGGCAUCCAAGCCAGCCCGACCUCUGCUGCCACCGCCACCUCCAGUCACACAAAGUGGAAAGCUCUCCAAUGGAGCAGCUGGAAGUGGCAGGGGUGCCCUGCGGAAACCCAAACAACCUGCAGAGAAAGUACCUGCAGAAAAAAUAAGCAAAGAGGCCCUUUUGCAGUGUGCUGGAAUGCUGUCCACUGCUCUAACACAACCCCAACCCAACAGCCAGCUAGUGGACACAGGCCAUCAGCUUCUGGACUACUGCACUGGAUAUGUGGACUCCAUCCCCCAAACACGAAACAAAUUUGCCUUCCGCGAGGCAGUUAGUCGCUUAGAGGUCAGCCUGCAGGAGCUGCAGGUGUCUUCUGCAGGGGCCGGGGCAGCAGCUGCUUCUCAUGGUUCAAACCCUGUACUGAAUAACUUACUGUCCUGUGUACAGGAGAUCAGUGAUGUAGUGCAGAGGUAG